AUGAGAAUGCUGACAGGAGACGACGGUGUGGACCUUUGGAGUACUCAGGAGAUUUGGGAUACCGCGCUUCGCGGAAUGGAGGUCGUUUUUUCUACCCAUGCUGUCCUCGCCGACGCGCUCGCGCACGGUUUCAUACAACUGCAACAGCUAGCCUUACUAGUCUUCGACGAAGCUCAUCAUUGCAUGAAAUCACACCCGGGAAAUCAGAUCUUACAAAAUUUCUAUCAUAAGCUUAGGUUACAGAACAGUGAAGUGAUUAUUCCAAAAAUACUCGGUCUAACUGCUUCGAUUGAGUUCAAAAAAAUAAAGGAGCUGGAGCGAAAUUUGAAUGCGACGUGUCGUGUUCCCGUAACCUACAGGGAAGAACUACGUGAACAUGUACCACGCAGGACCCUUACAAAAAUUGAAUAUUCAAACAACGCCUCGAAUACAAAACACAAGUCCGUAUUGCUGGACAGACUAGAGAACACUGUCCUGAUGUUGGCCCGAGAUGAGAGCAUCCCAGUCGAAUUAUCUAAGAUGCUAAGAAAAGCUCGGGUUAUUCAGCACCAGCUAGGGGAAUGGGCUGCUAGUUACUUCCUCAGCCAUGUUUCUCGUUACGCUGGCUCACAGGUACUUCAACAAGAAAACUUGCCCUCAAAUCCACAGAGCGUUCUUCGGUUAUCAACUCUCAUUGCUGAGUUAAUGGGAUCCUGUCAGGAUGCGUAUGGGGAGCAGCAUACGCUUGACAGUGUGUCCUCUAAGGUUCAUACACUUUUAUCACUGCUAAAAGAAAAAUCCCGCAGCGAAUUUUCAGGGAUUGUUUUCGUUCGAGAACGAGUGACGGCAUAUCUUCUAUCGGCAUUGGUGAACGACCAUCCGCUCACUCGCUCUCUUUUUCGUUGUGCACCCUUCGUGAGCAACUAUGCUCGCUCUGAGAUCUGGGCAACCCAUAGCUCUCCAGACUUCAAUAAGAAGGAUGACGUGAUCACUGAGUUUCGCACUGGUCAGAGGAAUUUGCUCGUUGCCACUAAUGUGCUGGAAGAAGGCAUUGAUCUCCCUGCAUGCCAUCUUGUCAUUUCAUUCGACACUCCAGAUAAUAUUAUAUCCUACAUUCAACGCCGGGGGCGGGCCCGUCAAUCCGCAUCCGAAUUCUUCAUUCUCGUAGCAGACGACGCCAAGCCCCUGGCUUCCCAGCAUUGGGAUGAUCUCGAAAUCCAAAUGCAGAACAUGUUGUCAAAUCCACAGCGACGUUCCUCGGAAUCGGGAAUUGAACGGGAAAACUCGCUCAAGAAGGUGCCUCGGCUGGAACUACCUACAGGGUUUGGUGCCUUGUCGUUUCUUUUGAUUCAAUUACUAACACCCAAGACUCCUCACUAG
Molecule: messenger RNA, 1359 nt
Organism: Penicillium macrosclerotiorum
Lineage: Eukaryota; Fungi; Ascomycota; Eurotiomycetes; Eurotiales; Aspergillaceae
Exons: 3
Coding region: 1-1359 (452 amino acids)
Biological process (GO): siRNA processing
Cellular component (GO): cytoplasm; nucleus; RISC complex
Molecular function (GO): ATP binding; ribonuclease III activity; RNA binding
Source: RefSeq, a predicted model, not a curated record